Molecule: messenger RNA, 789 nt
Organism: Penicillium lagena
Lineage: Eukaryota; Fungi; Ascomycota; Eurotiomycetes; Eurotiales; Aspergillaceae
Product: J domain-containing protein
Exons: 1
Coding region: 1-789 (262 amino acids)
Source: RefSeq, a predicted model, not a curated record
AUGAGACGCAGGAAGUAUGCUACUACGUCAGACUUCCCGAGCAGAGAGUACUCAUGGCCGACCGCUACAUCAUUUACUCCAUACGACGUGUUCAAUCUGCAGCGCGAUGCCUCAUACUCGAAGAACCGAUACUAUGACUUGGUCAAGAUCUACCAUCCGGACCGAUCCUGCAACGACCCUCUCUCGAGGGAGCUGACCCCUGAAGUCAGACUGCAACGAUAUCGAAUUAUCGUUGCAGCCCACGAAAUUCUCUCCGAUCCUAGCAAACGAGCCGCCUACGACCUGCACGGUACGGGCUGGGUCCACGGGCCGAAAAGAUACAACACAGUCGCCGAAGCGACGGCAGAGUGGGGACCGUACGGAUCGACAAUCUACGCCAACGCGACAUGGGAGGACUGGGAGCGUUGGCGUAAUCGUGAUCAGGGCCCGCAGCGGCAUCUUGUCGACCACCGUACCUUCACCCGGCUCGUCGUCCUGCUUCUCUUGUUCGGGGGUGCUGUGAAUGCGUCGUGGAUCGGGCAUGUGAACAAUGGCUAUGAGCAGCGGCUUCAGGAGGUCAAUGAGCAGUCUACGCGUCUCCUGAUCGGCCGCCGGCACAACACCGUUCACCAGAUGGACUCGAACGAUGCUCGUGUCCAGGGCUUCUUGAUGCGACGGGAUCCCUCGGGCUCGGGGCUCCAGGAUGGGGAGCAGUCUAUAUACCAGAAGGAACUCACCCCUCGUAGCGCUGGCCCGGCUGGUCCGGAGCAAGCGCAGAGGGUCGAUGCGGAGAAAUCGGACUCUACAUAA